UCAUUCUCUUCAUUUCCUCCAUGAGACAAAAGAAUCUCUCCUCUCCCAUUGAUCCAACCUCCCAAAGCACAGCAGAGCCCCGACCUCAGAUCCCCCUCCGGAAACCCUAGCGCUCAUCUUCAUCAUCAUGUGGAGAAGACUACUCUACAAUUCGCAGCUCCGAACCCUACGUUCCCGCCGAUCUGCUUCAACCGUCAAUCGAUUCGCCUCCUUCGACGUCUCCUAUUCUCCGCCGCCCUCCCGGCGUUCCAUCGCUCUAAUCUCUCGCCACUUCAGCUCCGAUUCCGCUGCAGAAAGCGUCGGUUCGAAGAAGAGAGUUGAAGAUGUGAUGCCUAUUGCGACUGGACACGAGCGCGAGGAGCUAGAAGCUGAGCUUGAAGGACGGGAACUUCUAGAUGUCAAUUAUCCAGUUGGUCCUUUCGGUACGAAGGAAUCACCAGCAGUCAUCAAGUCCUACUACGACAAAAGAAUUGUUGGAUGCCCAGGAGGUGAAGGGGAAGAUGAGCAUGAUGUUGUAUGGUUCUGGCUAGAGAAAGGCAAGCCACAUGAAUGUCCAGUGUGCUCACAGUAUUUCGUGUUGGAAGUGGUUGGUCCAGGAGGACCUCCAGACGGACAUGGUGACGACGAACAUCACUAAUUCAGUAAUUCCUGUUGCUGUUGGAAUAAAAUCUGGUGGAAAAGCAGGGGGUAGACCGUAUCAAGUAUAUUCUCCAACUUGACAAUUCAAAGGGAAUUGUGUUUUGUUUGCUCUAAAGAUAGUUGCCUGUGUCAGGCAUUUUAGUCUGGCUAUUUUUUCUUUUUUUUUUUUUGUUCCCGUCUUUGGAUAUGGAGACAUGGGGAUGGGGGGUUUGUCAUUUAUUGGAAUUGUGGAAUCCAUUAGUUUUCUUCAGGGGAGCACAAAUAAUUGUGGCCGCAGUUGGUUCUUCUUGUUAAGGAAAGGGGAUUCAUUGGUGGCUGUGGUUGUGGACCAAUUUUGCAACAAGAACAAUUAAUAUUGAGACCGGAUAUUCAAAAAUUAUUCCAAAUUUAUAUUA
Diospyros lotus (date-plum) is the source of this 1034-nucleotide messenger RNA. RefSeq names its product cytochrome c oxidase subunit 5b-1, mitochondrial-like. The transcript is spliced from 6 exons. The record is from RefSeq and is a predicted model, not a curated record. Gene Ontology annotation, cellular component: mitochondrial envelope. Gene Ontology annotation, biological process: mitochondrial electron transport, cytochrome c to oxygen. Bases 128 to 637 code for a protein of 169 amino acids. NCBI's taxonomy places the organism in Eukaryota, Viridiplantae, Streptophyta, Magnoliopsida, Ericales, Ebenaceae.